AGAACGCUACCAAGAGAGGAAGACCCGAGACGUAGAAGCACUGUUUCUGACGGUCAGCAGGUGGAUGUUGAGCUAUGGGUUCAGAGUCAGUGAAGGUCGUGGUGAGGUGCAGGCCGCUGGAUGACAGGGAGAAGACUCUCGGCUGUAAGAUGGUUCUGUCCAUGGAUGUCCACCGGUGCCAGUGCUUCAUUGAAAACCCCGGGGCAGUGGAUGAGCCACCCAAACAGUUCACUUUUGAUGGGACCUACUACAUUAAUCAAACUACUGAGCAGCUGUACAACGAGAUUGCCUAUUCUUUGAUUGAGGGUGUUACUGAGGGAUACAAUGGCACGGUUUUUGCCUACGGGCAAACUGGAAGUGGAAAAUCUUUCACCAUGCAGGGGGUGUCUGAACCUGCAACUCAGAAAGGUGUAAUACCACGAGCUUUCGAACACAUUUUUGAGAGCAUUCAGUGUGCUGAAAACACAAAAUUCCUUGUGAGGGCCUCGUACCUGGAGAUUUACAAUGAGGAAAUAAGAGACCUUUUGGGAAGUAACACCAAACAGAAACAUGAGCUGAAAGAGCACCCGGAACAUGGGGUGUAUGUGCGGGACCUCACCAUGCACACGGUGCACAGCGUAGGGGAAUGUGAAAGAAUCAUGGAGCAAGGCUGGAAGAACCGGGUAGUGGCUUGCACGCUGAUGAAUAAAGACUCCUCCCGCUCCCACUCCAUCUUCACCAUCCGUUUGGAGAUCUGCAACACUGAUGCAGCCGGUCAAGAUCGUAUACGAGCAGGCAAACUUAACCUUGUAGACCUGGCAGGAAGUGAGCGUCAGUCCAAAACCGGUGCCACUGGAGAGCGACUCCGUGAGGCCACAAAGAUCAAUCUCUCCCUCUCAGCUCUGGGCAAUGUCAUCUCUGCCCUGGUGGUCGGCCGCUCCAAGCACAUACCCUACCGGGACUCCAAGCUGACCAGACUGCUGCAGGACUCUCUGGGAGGAAACACACGGACAUUGAUGAUYGCCUGUCUCUCACCUGCUGAUAACAACUAUGAGGAGAGCCUGAGCACUCUGCGCUAUGCAAACCGGGCCAAGAGCAUCCAGAACAGACCUCGAAUCAACGAAGACCCCAAGGAUGCUCUGCUGCGAGAGUAUCAGGAGGAGAUCAAGAAGUUACGGGCCCUCAUCUUAGGCCAGCUAGCUCUUCUGACUAGUCAGCCUGCAGAUGCUCUUUCAAGGUUGCCGCCCAACACUGAUGAAACAAAGGAAAAGAUUAAAGAGGAGUACGAAGAAAAGCUGGCAAAAUUGCAGGCCGAGUACAAUGCAGAGCAGGAGUCCAAAGCAAAGCUGCAGGCAAACAUUAUUGCUCUGCAGCGCUCAUAUGAAUCAAAGCUGUCUAAUCUGGAGAAGACCAAAGCCAGCAGGGGGCGCUCUGACCCUAURAAAGUGAGCUCCAGCUGUAAAGUUCAAGAUGAAGAGAAAGAGAGCACACCCAACACUGAUAAAAUCAGUCUCUCUACAAGUACUUCACUGGGAAAGCCUGAUGCRUCUUGUGCUGCAGUCAGCGCUCAAAAAGAUCCAAUUGGAAAUGAGCUCACCAACUCAACUGAUACCAAAUCAAAUGAGCCUCUGGACCAGAAACAUGUUCUGGAAAGACUACAGAAACUAGAACAGGAAGUAAUCGGAGGGGAGSAGGCCAGGAACAAAGAGUUACAGCAGAGACAUCGGCAGAGGAAGAAGUUCGCAGAUCAGAGAAAAGCCCAGCUCAUCAAUGCACUGUCAGAAGACAGUGAGGAGAGUGACAGUGUGUUAUUGAAAGUGUACAAUUCAAUCCAGGAAGAAGUUCAUGCCAAAAGCCAGAUACUGUCCAGAGUCCAGGGUAAGUUGAAAGCAGCCAAACUGGAGAUUCGCGACCUGCAGGCGGAGUUUGAACUGGAGAGGAACGAUUAUCUGGCGAACAUCCGCCGGCUUGAGAGGGAAGGCCAGCUGCUGAACAGCCUGCUGGAGCGCAUGGUGCCACUGGUACGCCGAGACUGCAACUACAGCAACCUGGACCGCGUGAGGAAAGAAGCUGUUUGGGAUGAGGAUAGUUCCACCUGGAAGCUUCCAGAUGUGAUGGUGCAGAAAACAACUCUCCCUUCAGCAGUGACUCCAAAUCCUUCAUCCCGCAGAGAUUCAGGUUCUGAUCAAGCAGAGUCGCUUACGGUUGAAGAGGACAGGUACAAGGAAAUGCUGAAUCGCAAAGACAGUGAGAAUGUUGCCAACAACUACUUUAAGUCAAAAAGAGCCAGUCAGCUGCUGAGCGGUGAUGCUGUUAAAGGACAUGGCCACCAUUCUGUGAACGGUAURAACCCCUCUACCAGAUCAGACCCUGUCCUGCCGCGGCCCUUUCGCCUAGAGUCUCUGGAAGUCUCKGUGCCCAGCGGGAAGGCGAAGCGCAGAAAAAGCAAGUCUCACAUUCACAGUGAAGGGACAUAAAGGGACUUUGGUGUUUCAAACAGGAAGUUCACCUCAUAAACAUUUGAUUUUGACUCAAAAGAGUUUGUAUACUGGGAUAAAAUAAAAUAUUGAUUGCUAGCAACCAA
Messenger RNA from Poecilia reticulata (guppy), 2563 nucleotides. It is a transcript of the gene kif17, whose product is annotated as kinesin family member 17. Gene Ontology annotation, biological process: microtubule-based movement. Gene Ontology annotation, molecular function: microtubule motor activity; ATP binding; microtubule binding. Lineage: Eukaryota; Metazoa; Chordata; Actinopteri; Cyprinodontiformes; Poeciliidae. The record is from RefSeq and is a predicted model, not a curated record.